This is a messenger RNA of Glarea lozoyensis ATCC 20868, 2169 nucleotides long. Its product is annotated as PX. The transcript is spliced from 7 exons. The coding region runs from base 1 to 2169 and encodes 722 amino acids. Gene Ontology annotation, molecular function: phosphatidylinositol-3-phosphate binding. Gene Ontology annotation, biological process: protein targeting to vacuole; retrograde transport, endosome to Golgi. NCBI's taxonomy places the organism in Eukaryota, Fungi, Ascomycota, Leotiomycetes, Helotiales, Helotiaceae. Gene Ontology annotation, cellular component: endosome. The record is from RefSeq and is a predicted model, not a curated record.
AUGUCGCUGUUCGGAUCGUCUCCAGAGGAGCCUGCUCCAAUCCGCAGCUCUACCACCAAGCCCCGAAACACGCUAUUCGACGACAACGAUAGUCCAGCUCCAGCAUCGAAGUCUACACUGUUUGCAGAAGACGACGCUCCAUGGGGAAUGCCCACGCCCAAAAAACCUGCUCGUGGUGAUCUAGUAAAAAGCUUGCUCGAUGGCGCCGACAUUCCGGAUAGCUACGUUGACAUCUUCGAUAGCUUGCUGAAGGAUGAUGCUCUGAGCAGUGGUGGGAAGAUUAGUGCCGAUGGAAUUACCCAUACUGUGAGAGCUGGAAAUCUGGAUGCUGCUUCACAGGAUCGGAUUGUAAACUUGGUUACUUCUGGCGGGCAAACAUCGAAUCUGAACAGGAACGAAUUCAAUGUUCUGCUGGCCUUGAUUGGCCUGGCGCAAGAGAAUGAAGAUAUCACACUCGAUGGUGUUGACGAACGUCGACGGAAUCUGCCUGUGCCCAAAACCCCAAGUUUAUCAACAGCAGCCGCCUUUCCGAAUGCUUCAGAGCUUGCCGCGAAACCACCUCAAUCAGUGUCGUCUUCCGCAAGCGAAACUCUACGGAGUCAGAAACCGAAGACACCGCGCAAGCCGUCAAUGGACUUCCCAGAAGCCGACCCAUGGGCAAGCCCUGCCCUACAUCGAGGCCAUAGUCAUGAACAAGGUCUACCAAAGGCUAACGGCGGGACGAGUGCUGUCGAAAGCAAUGGAGCACAUGGCCCUACGCGAACGACGAGUAACUUUACCACUGCUUCGCAAAGUUCGCCGAAUGGAGCGUCUCACCUUUCUUCACAAGCUGCCCCUACAACACCUGCGGCGGGUGGAGGAUGGGCAUACGACGGCGCCGAAUCAUCGGCCACGCCUUUUGGCACCGAGACCGACCCCUCAAUCGGAGGCGAUGGAUUUGGGAUAUCUGGCGGGGAUGGCGAUCGUCCAAUCCAAAAUAUCCCAACCAGGUCUUUUGGAGGGGGUCGCGUGAGUGGGGUCGGUGUCGAGGAAACAAUAUUAGUCACGCUGUUACCUGAGAAGGAGGGAAUGUUCAUGUUCCAGCAUCAUAACUAUCAAGUUGCCAGUCCACGAAGGGGAAGCAAGGUUGUCAGAAGGUACAGUGACUUCGUUUGGCUAUUGGACUGCUUACACAAGCGAUAUCCAUUUCGACAACUACCUCUUCUUCCGCCAAAAAGAGUUGGAGUCAAUGGCAACCAUCUCGCUGCGGACAGCACGUUCAUCGAAAAACGGAGAAGAGGACUCGGCAGAUUUGCGAAUGCUCUUGUUCGGCAUCCUGUGCUAAGCCAGGAACAGUUAGUGAUAAUGUUUUUGACUGUACCAACCGAGCUUGCUGUAUGGAGGAAGCAGGCAACUAUCUCGGUUCAAGAAGAGUUCGCUGGCAAAUCUCUCCCCCCUGGACUUGAGGACUCUUUAUCCCCAACACUUCAUGAACUGUUCGAAACGAGUCGCACUGGUAUUCGCCGGUCUGCUGAUAUCUAUAUAAAUCUAUGUAACCUUGUAGAUAGGCUUGCAAAGCGGAACGAAGGGCUGGCCGCAGACACAAAUCGUCUUGCCCUUUCCCUGCAGUCGCUCACAGAUGUUUCACAAGACACUUACGCUACCGAUACCAAUGAUGUACCUCUGUUGAAUGGUGGCCUCCAGUCAAUGGCUAAGCAUCUCUCCAACAGCCAAAGUCUCCUCGAAGACGAAGCUCGUGCUUGGGAUUUAGGCGUUCUCGAAGACCUCAAAAGACAGCGAGAUAGUCUAGUAAGUAUGCGAGAAAUGUUCGACCGCCGGGAUCGUUAUGACAAGGAUAACAUUCCAUAUCUGGAGAAAAGAAUACAAAACAACGAAAACAAGCUCGUCGCGAUUCGGGCGAAACCAGAGAAUCUGAUGAAACCUGGGGAAAUUGAGAAAGUCACCGAAGCAAUCAUCAAAGAUAAGCAAUCGAUCGUUGCACAACAUGCUCGUGGUGUUUUUGUCAAAGAGUGCAUUCGAGAUGAGUUGAUGAACUUUCAAUCCUCUCAGUAUCAUGUCAGCCGUUUAAGUCAAGACUGGGCGCAGGAGCGCGUCAAGUAUUCCGAACUGCAAGCCGAUAACUGGAAGCAAUUACAGGAGGAGGCGGAGGCUAUGCCGCUGGGAGAAUAA